Molecule: messenger RNA, 3345 nt
Organism: Penicilliopsis zonata CBS 506.65
Lineage: Eukaryota; Fungi; Ascomycota; Eurotiomycetes; Eurotiales; Aspergillaceae
Exons: 3
Coding region: 1-3345 (1114 amino acids)
Biological process (GO): nucleoside metabolic process
Molecular function (GO): catalytic activity
Source: RefSeq, a predicted model, not a curated record
AUGGAUACUGUCCCUGAAGAAAUACCAAGACUGGAGCAAUUGACAGACGAGUCCGAGGAGGAAAUUCUCAAGGAAAAUUGCUUUUGGCUCCAGACCUAUAAAGAACUGAUUCAGUCCUCUCCGGCAUACCAAAAGUUCCUGGGUGAUCUUCGCCGAGAAAGUGUCCUAACACGAGCAAAACCAGACAUUUUUGAGGAUCUCUACCACGGUAUCUACAAAAAGCUCCCCGUUUCCAAGGAAAUCAGCAGAAAAGUACGGCCUGAAAGAUCGAACAUGACAUACCUCCUGGACUGGGACCUGUGGUGUUUCCUUGAUGAGCUGCCAUGCUCGGGGUCUCUAGACAUCGCUAUAGAGAACACGGUCGUGUUGGUUGGGUCCAGCACCACUGCUCAGAUGCUAAGAUGCACUGAAUACCUGCAGAUGAUGUGGCCAUCGAGUGGAUUGGCAGUGUUCAACUUGAUCCAAAAGCUGGUACAAGAUACCGGCACUCCUGUUCAGUCUGACACAAUACCAGACGACACGAGAAUUGAGGCAGACUACUUGAGUGAUAGUAGACAGCUCCGUGUUCGAGUAGAUGGCCUUCCCUCUUGGAUUGUGGAAAUCGGUCAAAUGCUCGCCUGGAUUGGUGCCGCUCUGCAGGUCUCUCCUUUUCGAAACCGCUUUGUAUUCUACAGACCAAUUUUGCCAACACAUCCUUCACUUCCCCAAGAACCUCAAUGCAGAAUUAAAUUCGUCUCCAAUCGCGAGGGUGGUGGGCCACUAAGAAAGGGACAGUGUUGGCAUGGCCUGUUCAGAAACCCCGUGGUGGUUGAAGGGUUCCCCGUUGCCCGAAGAAUAGGUGCCAGCCUCCCAGGACUUGAGAUAUCGCUGUCCAUGAUGGCUGCGCUUCUAGAGACUCGUCAUGUCCAUUCAUUUGCGGACACUCUGUUCAUCAAAGGCUUUGACACCCUGCUGGUGGCGACACAGUCGGAGAAUGGCUUCAUGAUGUGGCAUCUGCUUCCCUCCACUGAUGGAAACCGGAUAUCAUACAACGAGGGUGUGAGCUUGAGCUGUUCCUCUAUCCAAAUGGCGGACUUGGGCGACUCUCGUCAUAUUCUCGGAUGGUCUUCGGAGAUUGAAUUCCUCGCAGGGACUCACCAAGCAUCUUACGACGUCAAGACUUCUAAUCUCCCCAGGGCAUCCGCCAACGGUCUCCUUGCCGACACAUCCAUCUCCUUGGGUCGGAUUGUGACUGGUGGAAGAGCGUUGAGCGUCGACGAGAAACUCUCCAAGGUCCGCCAUAAUUAUAUCCGGAAGCUCAAGUGGAUCGAGAAACAAUACGUCCUCCUCUGGGACGAAGAGGACAAACGUGGGUGGCUCGUCAAUGGAACCAGCGCCCUGCUGCAUCUCGUCCGUGCCGCUCUAGAACUGGAUCGAAAGGGCGCCUUUGCCUCUGCCACAUUGUUUGACCCGGCAGAGAUGGUGUAUCCAUCGCCGUACGGCCCUGGUUCGGCGUCGAGGGUUCUGGUAGACCCAUCCAACAUGCAGCUCCCUAUCCAUGAGGGUGACGACAGUCCGGUGCCCUUCCAGAACCACGUUGUUCAGUUCUAUGAGCUGUUGGAAAAGAUCUUCGACUAUGAAUCAGCGGCCGUGAAUCGGCAUCCGGAACGGUCCCGUUCUCGAGCACGACUGGAGGGUUGGGACUUUGAGAAUCUCGCUGCCGGCCGUGAUCCUGUCCUGGCGAGAGAAUCCAGACUGGACGUUUCUGGGAGGUCGUGGGUUGAUCUCGUCCGAUCUAUGCGUGCGAUCACUCUGUUUGGGCGGGGAUUUGGAGAGAUUAUACGGUCCUUUGACGUUUGUUCCCAGUGGGUGACCAUGCCAACUGAACGGUCCUGUCUGGCAGUCUCCCAUCAAGACCUCAAGGAGAUUGUGGCUUCAUGGUGUGGCAAUUUAUCUUCCUGUCCACCGACUCUGACGGAUCUAAUUGCCUGGCAUAUCCCUACGGAUGGAGCGACGACAUGUCGCUGUGCCACGAACAAGGACCGUCAGCACUCUGACAUUGUCCAGGUGCUUCUCCCAUCAUCCAUGUCAUCUCGACUGUCCUCGCAGGGCCUUCAAGCCGACGCAGUACACGACGGUGCGUUCAUCUUUGGUCAGAAUUCAGAGAAUACCUGGUACUGGCCAGAAACCGGAGAGCCGUCCAAACAACCUAUUAUUCAAGAACCUGUAGCGAGGAAAAGUGACAACGGCUCUCCAUUUUAUGACAGCGGGAUUGGAGACAGUCGAGACUCAUCCACAUCUGCUCUACACGAUGAGACGAAUCAAUAUCCCGAACGGAGCCCCCAGACUUCCCAACCACAAUACACGACGAGCGACUACACCGUAGGCAUUAUUUGCGCUCUUCACUUUGAACUGAAAGCCGUGCGGAUGCUCUUUAACUCCUACCAUGACAACGUCCGGGUCUCGUCCACCGACCUCAAUGCGUACGUCUUUGGACGCAUGGGCAUGCACAAUAUCGUCGCCACCUGUCUUCCCGACGGCGAAUACGGAAUCAGCGCUGCAGCCAGUGUGGCGUCGAACGUCAAGCGAACCUUUAGCCGUCUCCAGUUCUGCCUUUUGGUCGGGAUCGGGGGCGGAGUCCCGUCCCUCAGACAUGAUAUCCGGCUGGGCGACGUCGUGGUGAGCAAGCCCAUCGGCAGCAACGUGGGUGUAUUGCAGUACGACAUGGUCAAGACGUUGGCCGACGGCGAAACGCAGAUGAACGGAUACCUGCAGCCUCCGCCACGCUUCCUGGGAUCCAUGUCCAGUUUGAUGCAGUCUGAUCCUCGACUCUCUCGCACGCCAUUGGAGCCGUACCUGCGACAGAUCAGAGAGGUUGGUGGCCAGGAAUACGCAUACCCCGGGGCCCUGCUGGAUGUUUUGUAUGUCCCUGACUAUCCACACGUCAGGGAUGAGUCUACCUGUGCGAAAUGUGAUCUAUCAAAGGUACAGAUACGACCGUCCAGACCAUCACACCAACCAUAUAUCCAUUACGGCUUGAUUGCCUCUGGCAACCAAGUCAUGAAGGACGCCCGGACAAGAGACGAGAUCGCCGCCAGACACGACGUGCUCUGCUUCGAGAUGGAGGCCGCUGGAAUCAUGAACGUCUUGCCCUCCUUCAUCAUCCGGGGAGUCUGCGAUUACUCCGACUCACACAAGAACAAGCAGUGGCAGAAGUACGCGGCUGCCACGGCGGCGGCGUUUGCAAAACUACUCUUGUCUCACGUCCGACCAGAUGUAGAGUCGGAAUAUGACUAUCGUUUGUCUCCUGGUCUAGACCUGGGAGACCACGAGCAUCCGGUGAAACGACGGCGUAUUGUUCAUUGA